This is a messenger RNA of Penicillium mononematosum, 1428 nucleotides long. RefSeq names its product putative mRNA processing protein (Mss51). The record is from RefSeq and is a predicted model, not a curated record. Gene Ontology annotation, cellular component: extrinsic component of mitochondrial inner membrane. Gene Ontology annotation, biological process: mitochondrial respiratory chain complex IV assembly. The coding region runs from base 1 to 1428 and encodes 475 amino acids. NCBI's taxonomy places the organism in Eukaryota, Fungi, Ascomycota, Eurotiomycetes, Eurotiales, Aspergillaceae. The transcript has 4 exons.
AUGGCAGGAUACACUUGUGUCCAGUGCCUACAGGUUCUCCGUCAAGGAGUCAGGGCCUCUGCCCCUCAGGCUCGCCUGCAGAGCCUCGCCACCGCGCGGAGAAGAAGCCCCAUCUCCCCGUCUUUCAUCCGCAGCUUUGGCUCACAACGCAACGGUCGAUCGCUGGGCAACACCCCAGAGCAGCCCAAGCACACACACAAUCAGACCUGCUGUGCUCCCAAGUCCUCACCUUCGCCCCUCACCCAGCGGGCAGCUCACACGGCAACCGGGUCCUCCGUCAACCCUCGGGCCGUCCUGAAACCUGACAACCUGUUCCACUCUUUCUCGAACUCGCCCUCGCCAGCAAUUCGCAAGCGCGCGGAGUUCAUAAAACAGAAUGCCUUCUGCCCCCAUCCUAGCCACCAGCAAACCCGCGCGGCCGUCUCGCCGCACGACCCCGAAGCCAGAAAAACCACCGAUGAUACAAACCUGCCCCCGGCCCAUUCGCACUUCGAGUGCCCCGAUUGCGGUGUGCCAGUCUACUGCUCCGAGGGUCAUUGGAUGGAUGACUUCGAGGCUCACCUCGAGAUCUGUGACACUCUGCGCCAGAUCAAUGAGGACGACCACGACCUGCACUCCGGCCGCUUCUUCCACGAAUUCCAUUACCCCGGUCCUCAGGAUGAUAACUUCGUUAUCAACAUGACUAACUGGGACACUUACCUCUACACCCGUGAAUUCGCGGCGAUCAACGACGACCGCUCCAUGCGUCAGGUUACCCGCAUGCUCACCUACCCCAGACAAUCGGCAGUGUCCUGCACGAACUUAGCCCCCCUCCGCUACACCCUCCACCCACCCAAAGCCGGUGAAAGCAUCGACGUCAAGGGCCUCCGCCUGAAAGCGCCCCCGUACAUGUACCCGCGCGCCCUGCUGCAUCUGAUCUUCAUCGGGCCGGAGAGUAUGGCGAACCGAGACGGGGAGUAUCCGCUUCCCGAGCGCACGCCCGAGAACCCCUUCGGCGGCAUCGUCGAGGACAGACUCGGUGGUCAGAUGAAGAUCACUACUUACGUGGACUACUUCCACACUAUGAACAAGGCGCAGUAUUUCGGUCCCUUUGAUCCUUACUUGGAUUGCUUCAUGCUCUUCCAUCCUGGUUUGGGUCACCCUGCUAGCUCGCAUGAGUGGGAGGAGACGCUGCCUCAGUUGCUUGAGACGAAGGUCCCUAUCAUCUGUACUGGGUAUACGCAGUGGGAUCUGGAGCGCGAUAUCAACUGGGUGGGUGAGAAGUGUCGUGGGGAGUUCGAUGUGCUUCUUGAGCCUGGGGAGAAUAUCUUCCGCAGUCUGCGCUGGGACCUGAAUGAUCAGGAUCCUCAUGAUGUUUCUUGUGGAAACUGGGGAUUGUGGGCCUUCCGAGGCAAGAGGUACGAAGCUGCUUUCUCUAAAGAAGAGUAG